AUGCGCUUACUCUUUCCUUCCUCUCCAAACCCAAUCAAAACCCUCUUCCAACUCGCCCGAUCCCACCACCGAGUCUACUCAUCGGCACCUCCGCCACCUCGGAGAUCGUCAAAUCCAAUGGCGAUCCCUUCAAAGUCCGCAGUAGCCGCCGGUUUCCCCAGCGAGGAAGGUCCAGCAAGAAAGUUCUGGUUGGAGUUUCGAAGAGAGUCCUUGCUCUCUCUUUACUCUCCUUUUGCUCUGUGUUUAGCUUCUGGGACUCUCAAGAUCGACACUUUUCGUCAUUAUAUUGCCCAAGAUGUUCACUUUCUCAAAGCCUUUGCUCAAGCUUAUGAAUUGGCGGAAGACUGUGCAGAUGAUGAUGAUGCAAAGCUAGCAAUCUCGAAGUUAAGGAAGAGUGUCUUGGGUGAGCUAAAAAUGCAUGAUUCUUUUGUAAAGGAGUGGAGUUCCGACAUUGUUAAAGAAAGCACUGUAAAUUCUGCGACUGUAAAGUACACAGAAUUCUUGCUGGCAACAGCUUCUGGGAAGGUUGAAGGCCUAAAAGCUGCAGGAAAACUUGCCACUCCAUUUGAGAAAACCAAAAUUGCAGCUUACACUCUAGGGGCCAUGACACCUUGCAUGGCGCUGUAUGCCUUUCUGGGUAAGGAGUUUAAGGCACUUCUAGGACCCAGUGAGCGAGAUCACCCAUACAAAAAGUGGAUUGAGAAUUAUUCUUCUGAAGGUUUUCAGGCAUCAGCUCUGCAAACUGAAGACUUGCUGGAUAAACUUAGUGUCUCAUUGACAGGCGAGGAACUAGACAUCAUUGAGAAGCUUUAUCAACAAGCCAUGAAACUUGAAAUAGAGUUCUUCUAUGCUCAACCGCUUACUCAGCCCACUGUUGCUCCUCUGACUAGGGAGCAUGACCCUGCACAAGAUCGUCUUAUGAUAUUUUCUGAUUUUGAUCUCACUUGCACAGUUGUUGAUUCAUCUGCCAUUUUGGCGGAGAUAGCAAUACUAAGAGCCCCAAAAUCUGAUCAGAACCAACCGGAAAGUCAAACUCCUAGGAUGUCAUCUGCUGAGUUGAGGAGCACAUGGAGUCUAAUUUCUGGUCAAUACACAGAAGAGUAUGAACAAUGCAUAGAAAGCAUUUUACCCUCUGAGAAAGUGGAGUUCAACUAUGAAAGACUGCAUAAAGCUCUUGAGAAACUCUCAGAAUUUGAGAAAAAGGCAAAUUCUAGGGUGAUUGAGUCCGGCGUACUUAAGGGCCUAAAUCUUGAAGACAUUAAACGAGCUGGUGAACUUCUGAUUCUUCAAAGUGGUUGCAUUGAUUUCUUUCAGAAAAUCGUGAAGAAUAAAAAUCUUAAUGCCAAUAUCCAUGUGCUUUCUUAUUGUUGGUGUGCUGAUCUCAUCAGGGCUGCAUUUUCUUCAGGGGGUGUAGAUGAUCUAAACAUACAUGCAAAUGAGUUCAGUUUUGAAGAAUCAGUAUCCACGGGUGAAAUUGUUAGGAAGGUGGAGUCUCCUAUUGACAAGAUUCAAGCUUUCAAUGAUAUCUUACAAGACUCUGGCAAUGACAGAAAGAACUUGACUGUGUACAUUGGAGAUUCAGUAGGUGAUUUGCUUUGUCUACUGAAAGCAGAUGUAGGUAUUGUGAUUGGGGGGUCUAGUACAAGCCUAAGGAGAGUGGCGAGACGGUAUGGUAUUUCUUUUGUCCCAUUGUACCCUGCCUUGGAAAAACAGAAGGAAUAUGCUGAAGGAAGCCCUUGUAUUUGGAAGGGGCAAUCAGGAAUUCUUUACACUGCCUCUAGUUGGGAUGACAUUCAUGCCUUCGUUUUGGGGUGGUAGAAUCUUGUAUUUUUUUCUUUUUCCCUUUUUUUGGGUUGGCACCCAUCAGCCAUCAUCGUCUUCUGUUAGUUUAGGACAGAUGAAGGAACCGUUUAUACAGAGAAUUUUACAAUGGGGGCAGUGGUGGCAGCAAUCCCCAAA
Messenger RNA from Theobroma umbraticum, 1959 nucleotides. RefSeq names its product bifunctional TH2 protein, mitochondrial-like. The record is from RefSeq and is a predicted model, not a curated record. Lineage: Eukaryota; Viridiplantae; Streptophyta; Magnoliopsida; Malvales; Malvaceae. Gene Ontology annotation, cellular component: cytosol.